GUGGGACAGAAAACGCACCCGCGUGGACUACGCCUAGGCAUCAUUGAAACUUGGGACUCGCAAUGGUACAACGAAAAAGAGUAUACCCAAUGGCUUCAUGAGGAUUUGAAAAUCCAAUCCUUUAUUAAGGAAAGACUGUCACGUGCCGGCAUUUCUCGUAUCGAAAUCGAAAGAGUUGGCGAUAGGUGUAAUAUUCAUAUACACACAGCACGUCCUGGUAUCGUCAUUGGGCGGCGUGGUGUUGAAGCAGAAAAGUUACAAGCGGAUUUAGAGCGUUCAAGCGGUGAAAGGACUAUUCGGAUUAAUGUCACUGAAAUCAAGCGUCCUGAAUUAGAUGCCCAGCUUGUUGCUGAAGCGGUUGCACAGCAAAUCCUACGUCGAUCCAAUUUUAGGCAAGCAAUGAAGAAAAGUAUUAUCGCUUCAAUGAAAGCUGGUGCCCAAGGGGUUAAAAUCAGUAUCGGUGGUCGACUGGGGGGUGCCGAAAUGGCACGCUCAGAAUCAAAUAUGGAAGGCAGGGUGCCGUUGCAUACGCUCAGAGCGAAUAUCGAUUAUGGCUUCGCAGAAGCUGAUACAACCUACGGUAAGAUUGGCAUUAAAACGUGGAUUUUUAAGGGAGAGGUUAUUGGCAGACCGGAACUUCCGGGAAUCGGUUCCCCUUCCAGCCGUGCUACGCAGGUGCCGACUGAUUCUUCUCAAAGACGGCCAUCACGCUUUUCAGAGGAAGAAGGUUCAGGAGCGCGAUCCGCGGGUAGACCCAGACGAAGAAGGGAUCAGGAUAGGCGACGGGGACCACGUAGAACCAAUCAUGGGAAUACAGAAUCGUAA
This is a messenger RNA of Geodia barretti, 825 nucleotides long. The record is from the annotation of a GenBank genome assembly. Lineage: Eukaryota; Metazoa; Porifera; Demospongiae; Tetractinellida; Geodiidae.